Messenger RNA from Prunus armeniaca (apricot), 1428 nucleotides. NCBI's taxonomy places the organism in Eukaryota, Viridiplantae, Streptophyta, Magnoliopsida, Rosales, Rosaceae. The record is from the annotation of a GenBank genome assembly.
AUGACUUUGAUUGGAGAGGCUCUUAUCUCUGCUUCCAUCCAGGUGUUGUGUGACAGAAUUACUUCACGCGAGUUCGUCGACUUAUUUCGGCACAAGAAACUCGACGAACCACUCCUCAUGAACCUGAAGACGACACUGUUGACUUUGUUCGUGGUGCUCAAUAAUGCAGAGGAGAACCAACCUGUGAACCCUGCUGUGAGAGAGUGGCUAAACGAGCUCAAGCAUGCUGUCUUUGAUGCAGAGGACUUACUGGAUGAGAUCGACACUGAAGCUUUGCGAUGCAAGCUGGAAGGUGAGGAUCAAACCCACAAAUUAACCAAUAAGGUGUGGAACUUACUCCCUUCUUGUCGUAGUCAUUUUUAUCAAAGCAUGAAUGUUAAGAUACAAGAGUUGUUGCAAAUAUUAGAAAACUUUGUACAACAAAAAAUUGCUCUUGGUCUGGGAGAAGUUGCUAGGAGGAAGGUUUCACAUAGAAGUCCAACAACUUCCUUGGUUCAUGAACCUUGUGUAUAUGGUAGAGAUGAAGUCCAAGAAAAUUUAUCAAAAGUGUUGCUAUCUGAUGAUGCAAGCAAGGAUGAUGUGUCUGUCCUCACCAUUGUUGGAAUGGGUGGGAGUCAUAAUGCAAAGAAAAUUUUGAAAAAUCUGUCUGUGCUGUGCUGCGCUGCUGUCUUUGCUGGGAAUUCAAUACACUCAUUGGACAUUUGUAAUUUGCUGUUGUGGAGAACGAUUAAGAAGAACCCGAACAGAUGCGCAGACGAAUACUUGGAUGGAAUCGAGGAUUUUAUUGAGUUUGCACGUAGACACAACCCGGGUGCAACUAGAAUCCGUUGUCCUCGAAGGAGAUGUAACAACACGUUGUGGGAGACAAUUGAAAAUAUUGGAUUUCAUUUAGUAAGGAAUGGAAUGAUUGAGACAUAUAGCAUUUGGAACCUUCACGGGGAACAAUUAGAGCAUGCUUCGUCUUCAAAUGCCACAAGAGUGGACAAUGUUGAACCUAUUGUGGAUGUUAAUAAUCAAGUCAUGGAUAUUAUACAUGAUUUUUUUCCAUUUGCAUCGACCAACAUCAAUCAAGAAGAGGAAGAUGACGUGCCUACACCAAUAGACAGUGCGGAGUUUGAACAAUAUGAAAAAUUGUUAAAAAAUGCCAACCAAGAGUUAUACCCGGGGUGCGAGAGCUUUUCCGUUCUCACGGCCAUUGUGGAGCUAAUGCACAGAAAAAUAAAGUAUCGUAUGUCGAACCUGUAUUUCGAUUACUUUUUGGGGGUUUUCAAGAGAAUGCUUCCGACGGACAAUUGUUUGCCGAAAGACCAUAAACACGCGCAGAAGGUGUUGAAUGGUCUGGGAUUGGGUUAUGAAAAAUUCAUGCUUGUAAAAACAAUUGCAUGUUAUUCUACAAAGAGCAUCGUUGGAUACAUGUCCUAUAUGUAA